AAUAUAGAAAUCUUUCUGCAACCAGUACAAAGUCCUGUCUGCAUGGGCACCGCACUGUCUUCUACCACUGUAGACCUUACUCAGUUCUACUCAUCUCCAGCACCACGGACAGUCCUGGGUUUUACUGGCACUGAAUCCAUUCACAUUCCUGUUUACAGAGAGAGGGCUGGCUCAGGAUUAUCUGGAAUAGCCGCCUAUCCCGAGCCCUCAAUCCUAAAUAAACACAGAGAGUGUCUACAGCUCCCACUUUGAGAUCACAGCCCUACAGCGCGGAUUGGGCAUCGCUGGGUGGCACUGGUUCUGCCUGGGACCUACUCCUAUAAAUCAUCUUCACAGAGGUAUCGUGUGAAAUUUAUACGCCUAACUAAAAUGACCUUCUACGCCUUUUUUUGGUUAUCUUUGCUGCCAAACCUUUGCCAACCACAACUAGAAAAUGAACAUUCUGAGAACAAUGGAGCUAGUCGAGCUAAAUGCACCUACACGUUUGUGGUGCCACAUCAAAAGAUAACCGGGGCUAUCUGUAUCAACACUGCAAAGUUCCCAGAAGCCUUUGGAGUGAAUAGAAGUGAGGUUGAGGAGCUAAAACAGGAGCUGAGCCGUCAGCAUAUGGAGAUAGAAGAGCUUAAAAGACUGGUAGAUGUUGAUCAUGAAGUUGCCACAGAGAUGAGCCAUCUCCGCAAAGAGAGCAGAAACAUGGGAUCCCGCCUCAGCCAUCUCCAUACUCAGUUUCUACAUGAGGUGAUCCAGAGGAAAAAUGAGUCAACUGAAGUCUUCCAGGAGGAGAAUGGAGGAGUCAAUGCUACCUCUGAAGUUCUCAAGUUGUCUUCAAAGUACAGAGAGCUCCAGGAAAAAUAUAACACUCUGGCUUCAUUAAUCAACAAUCAGAGUGUUAUCAUAGCACGUUUAGAGGAACAGUGCCUACAAAACAUUGGUCGGCGCCAAGCUAACCAAGUACAAGUUAUUUCACCAUCAGCUGGCGAGGCUUCCAGUAAUUCUUCGAAUGGAAAGAAGCACAACCGCGAAGUCCAUGGGGAAGAAACAGACGUUACAUCAAACAGGAAGGAAAUAGCCCAGGAACAAUUAGACUCUGUUGCAAAAACAACUUCCAAAGCCCCAGAUGUUAUAGAAACGGAGUCCACCAAAUCAUUAGGACCAUGGAUGGAUUGCCUGGAUGUUUUGUCUGGAGGAAAGAAGACCAGUGGCAUUUACCUGCUGAAACCGCAUAGUAGCAACCAAAUCAUGCAGGCAUGGUGUGAGCAGGAGCUCAAUGGAGGGGGGUGGACAGUUAUACAAAGACGACAGGAUGGAUCAACCAAUUUCUUUACUGAUUGGCAGAACUACAAACAUGGGUUUGGCAACUUGGACAGUGAAUACUGGCUGGGUCUUGAGAAUAUUUACUGGCUGACCAACCAAGAUAGCUAUAGGCUUCUCAUCCUCAUGGAAGACUGGCAGGGUAGGCAAGUAAGCGCUGAGUAUGACCGGUUUCGCUUGGAAGCAGAGAUUGAUUUCUACAGAUUGCGGCUGGGCCAGUAUCAUGGCACCGCUGGAGACUCCUUAUCCUGGCACAAUGACAAACAGUUCAGCACCAUGGACAAGGACCGAGACUCCUACUCGGGUAACUGCGCCGUGUUUCAGAAAGGUGGCUGGUGGUACAACAUGUGCGCUCACUCCAACCUCAACGGAGUGUGGUAUCGAGGUGGUCAUUACCGCAGCCGCUACCAGGACGGAGUAUACUGGGCUGAAUUCCGGGGCGGUGCCUACUCUCUCAAGAAGGUCUCAAUGCUAGUAAAGCCCAACAAGUAGCAACUCUUACUACAACCAUAAGUGGAGAAAGCUAUUUCCUCAGUCACUAUUCAGUGGAUCCAGAAGACGAAAGAAGUAAAUAACAUAAUGAAAUAAAAAUACAUGAAAAAUUCUACACUUGCCUAAAAUAUUAACGCUCUUCCAGACACCACAUUGGCAGUUUGAGUAGAUCAUAUGUCAUGUAUAUUCUGUUCUGCUUUUUUUUAAGUUCAUUUACAGUCUGCUGAUUCGGUUGGUAAGAGAAUGCAUUCCAUAUAGUUUUACUGCAUAUUUUACUCCCAGGGCCCUAGAGCACAGGUUCUCAAACUCGGUCCUCAGGACCCCACACGGUUCAUGUUUUGCAGGUCACCUGUAGAUUUUUAAAAUGUGACAGUUGGUGAUACACAGUGCACCUGCUGGGUGACAUGGAAAACGUGAACCGUGUGGGGUCCUGAGGACCGAGUUUGAGAACCACUGCCCUAGAGUAUACGCUUUUUUUUCUUUCAUGGCAUCCAUAGGCCAAAACUUUAUUGAGAAAGUCUACAAAAAUUACAAAAUGAAGUAAAUUGUGCUUACCUGUCAUCCUUAGUGCCAGUUAGGUGGUGGGGGACAGGGGAUCAGUAUGAAAUACCUCCAAUCAAAAUCCCGACAGCAAUUGACCGACGAUCAAAAUACCGACAUGGACAAAAUACCGACAUGGA
Messenger RNA from Pseudophryne corroboree (corroboree frog), 2483 nucleotides. It is a transcript of the gene ANGPTL6, whose product is annotated as angiopoietin like 6. The coding region runs from base 370 to 1803 and encodes 477 amino acids. NCBI's taxonomy places the organism in Eukaryota, Metazoa, Chordata, Amphibia, Anura, Myobatrachidae. Gene Ontology annotation, biological process: blood coagulation. The record is from RefSeq and is a predicted model, not a curated record. The transcript is spliced from 7 exons.